Porites evermanni is the source of this 1553-nucleotide messenger RNA. NCBI's taxonomy places the organism in Eukaryota, Metazoa, Cnidaria, Anthozoa, Scleractinia, Poritidae. The record is from the annotation of a GenBank genome assembly.
AUGACCAGCUUCACAACAGACUGUCCAUCUUGCGCAAAAAAAUUCAAAACUUUGUAUUCGCUUAAAAAACAUGUUCGCCAACGCCAUGAGGACAUUGAUGAAGAUUCUCUGAUACCAUGCUUUAAAGAUCAGGACGGCAAGGAAUUACAACCCGCACACGCCAGUUCUCUAAGAACCGACAAAGCCGGCUAUUUAACGUGGUUGGCCGGCAUAACUGAACGGGUCAACAGUACAUUUCAUCCUCGAUUACCAGGUAAAGAUUUCAUAAUUCCAGUUUACAUUGUUCCCUAUUCUGCCCGCCAUAAUAAAGCACACUUGGUUUAAUGUAACAAACCCAGCUUCCACCGUUUACACGACGUAUAAGUAGGGUUCUAAGUUGCAAAUAGGAAAUCACAGCUUAAGCCAAAGUCUUAGUGUUUGAUUUAACCGGUAUUAUUACUAUAUUAUUAUCUAUGUUUGGAUUGGCACCAUAGAAACACUACAUUCAUAUCUACAGAUACCUAUGAUACGUACAUUAAUACACUAAUUCACCUUUAGGCGUUUAGCCAUGGUAUAUUAAUAUACGCCCCCUUUGAACAUUUCAUUUUGUUAUUACUAACCACAAUUCUCCUACUGACUUUUAGGUCCGGAAAACCUAAAUUUAAGUGAAAGCUUUUGGCCAAAACGUAAGAAAAACGAGUAAUACUAAUUUAAUUUACGCACGGAAAUUACCUGUGUGCUGGAGGUUUUUAUCAUUUUUACUAAUAGACAUCUGAACAACAACACGAGAUUUCCUUAAAUCAUGGAAUCAGUUAUUUCUCCCAUACCUGAUAAUUUAGUUAGAACGGAUCUCUGAAGCUAGGGCACGUUAAUCCAUUUUUAAAAUCAUUCAGUGCUGUUGGAUACAAGAGUUCGUAAUUUUUUUUUCAAUAACAACAUCAAUUCCAACAAACAACAGGUCAUAAAUCACGAAAUCUUGUCGUGAGAAAAAAUUUCCAGUGAUAAAUCCCUAGUCACAUUUAACUACAAAGGCAUCUUCACAUAUAAAUUUAACUACACGCUUCACAGAAGCUGACAGACCAUAUAUUUUUAUUGUAGGGAGAUGGGUAAAAAUAGAUUCCCAUCAGGUGCCAAAACAGUACUUUGAAUGCUUUAUCACGAAACUUGGAGUCCAGGUUAACGCUGUCAGACGAGUGUGCCACAGAGGUCAACCAUGUUACCAGAGUGCCACUCUAAAAGUAUCGUACAAACUGUUCCGCUUGGAGCCACUAGUAAGUGCCUUGGAGGAGCAACCGCUUGUGAGCCUGCAGCGACAACUCCUUUUCGAGGGAAACGAAAUCUGCAGUAAUCAAGGGGAUCUUUCUGCAGAGGACGAAAUUGCUCGCGCAAAGGCAAGAGUCCAUACACCUGCAGGAAAGAAAAAAAGACCAUCUUCUAAGUCCUUAUUGCAAGUCGGGCUUGGUGAGGGACGUGCAACUAGAGAGGUAGAAAUUAUAUGGUGGCCAAAUGUAUAUACUGUGACAGAGCACGGCCAAAUGAUUAUCCGAAUGUAUAUACAGAAAUGUGAUUUUUAA